Dreissena polymorpha is the source of this 5656-nucleotide messenger RNA. RefSeq names its product mu-type opioid receptor-like. Bases 585 to 1922 code for a protein of 445 amino acids. Lineage: Eukaryota; Metazoa; Mollusca; Bivalvia; Myida; Dreissenidae. The transcript is spliced from 6 exons. Gene Ontology annotation, biological process: G protein-coupled receptor signaling pathway. The record is from RefSeq and is a predicted model, not a curated record. Gene Ontology annotation, molecular function: peptide binding; neuropeptide Y receptor activity. Gene Ontology annotation, cellular component: membrane.
GCCCUGCUCACAUGCUCCGAUAUCAUGAUUGUUUAUACAACUGUAUGAAUUAUUCAUUUUCUCGCGGAAUCACUUACCGGUUGGCGAGAACAAGUGACAAGUGCAUCUAACACUUGGUCGCUACCGAUGUGUCGUAAUCCACGAUAGCGCAAGGUUUCAGGCAUGGCUUAUCGUAUCGGUUUGGCGUUUAUGACGGAAUAAACAUUCCAAGUUUAUAAAGAGUGGUUGACAUACUCAUCGCGGUCUUUACUAAGAACGCAUGUCAGUGAUGAAUUAGAAUUAAAAAAAAGACGUUUAUUUUGCAUCUUCAAUUUGGUCUAUAUUAUAUAUUGGAGUUCGAACAGGAAAAUAAUUAUUUUAAAUAUUCGAUGAUCAUUUUGCGUAUAUUUAUUUUGAAAAAAAAAAGUUUUAGAUGUUUCUUUCUUUUGUUGACAUUGACUCACAAAAGAAGUGAAACAAAUACAUUAAUAAUACUAAUAAGGCGUUCCAAUUUACGAAUACAAAUCUGUUAAUGUGGUAUAGUGGUGUGAAGUAUUUUCGUGGACCCAAUACACAAUAAUUAAGAGCACAGCAACGGUAAUACAAUGGACCCAAAAUCGGAUUUACACAAAAUGGAUAAAAUGGUCGGCUACGACGACGAAAUAGGAUUCAGCGAAGACUAUGAUUAUGCUUACAAUUAUAACUAUACCUACGAUGUAUCGGAUUCUAUGAAGCAUUUACCACUUGUCGAGUUCUUGCCGACCGUUAUCAUUUACGGUAUUGUUGGACUCAUGGGUCUCGUCGGAAAUUUGCUCGUCCUGUUUGCAAUUGCAAGGGUUAAGAGGAUGAGGACGAUCACAAACAUGUUCUUGUUCAGCCUUGCCUCUGCGGACCUUCUGUUGGUGUGCCUUUGUAUUCCAGUCAGGUGUGUGGCGUUCUAUUCGUACACUUGGAACCUAGGCGAGUUCAUGUGUCGGGGUACUCAUUACGUGCAGCACGUGUCCAUGAUUUGCUCUGCGAUGACACUCACCACCAUGAGCAUUGAAAGGUUCAUCGCUAUCCGAUUUCCGCUGCGCGCGCGUUCCCUGUGCACUAAGCGGCACGCGCGAGUCGUCAUCUCUGUCACGUGGGUGACGUCAUUUGUUGCCGCUGUACCUAUCAUCUUCGUCAUCAAACACCACCCAGUCGGCCAGAGCUUCGAGCACUUCUGGUGCGUAAAGUGGUUCCCAGACAUGCCGCUGCUGGGUCGCGCGUUCGAGCUCUACAUGCUCGCCAUCAUGCUGAUCCUGCCCUGCCUCGUCAUGGUCAUCACGUACACAUGGAUCGCGAACAUUAUCUGGCACGUGGCCACGAGGCGCGCCGACAUGAGGUCGGGCAGUUGCAUUUCUGAAAACCUAGAGAAAUCAUCGGUAGCUAACGGUACUUCAAACGGUGUUCAGAUGACACCAACCACUGACAGAACAUCCCGUGCAACACCCGUGGUACCGUUGACGUCGCCUCUAGCAGUUUGUCCGUCCACAAAAGCUUACGUUGAUGACGACCGGACGAGAAAACAGGUGGUGAUGAUGCUCAUGGUGGUGGUGGUCUUGUUCGCGGUAUGCUGGACGCCCCUUCUCGUGAACAACCUCCUGACGGCCUUCGAUGUCAUAGACCACCUCCACGUCGGCGCUCUGAAGCCUCUCCGCAUCGCCUUCCACAUCCUUGCAUACGCCAACAGCUGCGUAAACCCCUUUGUGUACGCCUUCAUGUCUAAGAACUUCCGGGACGGCUUCAAGCAGUCGGUGCUCGCCUGUCUGCGUGGCAGCGAGUACUUGAUGCGAAGCAAGUCCCGUUAUCUGACGUCGACCACGCGCGCGUCGACGUCGAAUAGCGCUGACGUAGUAAGGCAAGUGACGCAUCGGACGGAUUCGCUGGCUAUGCGACGUUCUAGCGACCUUCUGUAGUUCUGAAGCAAUUGGCGACUGGAUAUAUUGCUGAGAUAAGUGAUAACUCUCAAUUGUAUAGACAUGUAAUUAUGGACGAAAGUGUUGAUCACUCUCGGUUGUAUUUGUCAUUGUUGGUAUUGCUAAGUAAAUUGUAACGCAUUGCAGCUCACACCAACAUGCACUAUAAAUGGUAGUAAAUAUGUGUUGAUGCUUAUUGUGUUGUUCAGGAUAAAGAAUUGUAUAAUCGGUCGGCUAUUGUAUUGUAUUAAAUGCUAACUGUACGCUUCGCAUACGCGCACGUAGGUUGCUGGAACAACCAUUCUGACGCGUGAAGUUUGUAACUUGUAUGUUUUAUGAACGUUCAUAUGAAGCCGUUAGUAUAUUCGUGUAUAAUCGCUUCGCAUUAAAUCUUAAACAAACGUUUUCAGUAUGUGUUUGUUUUUAGAUGUGUUAUUUGAUCGGGCGAUUGAUUUCAACAGUGGAAUAAAUAAAUUCAUCGGAAUUGAUAUAAUUUUGUUAAGAUUUCAUGUAUGUUUUCCCCCUUUUUAUUGAUUUUGUAUAUGUAUGAAGACCGAUUCACGAGUUCUUUAAAUUUAACAUGCAAUAACGCAUUAAAAUAAUAAAAAGGUAACUGUAAAGAAUAAAAACAAAUUUUUUAAUCGGCUAAGUCAAACAAAUUUGUUAGUUUUAAGUCAGAAAACGUUGUAUUUACAAAAAGAUUUAACCUACAAAUGACCUCCAGAUAUCUUUGGAGCAUACCGCAUGGAAGUCAAGGCGAAGACUAAAUUCGUUCAUAUCAGAAAAACUGUCGAAAAACCUUCAUUUUACGCUGGGAUAAUGCAGUUACAACAGUUCCAGUUAGCUCGCCCGGGCUACUAAUCGUUAUUCGAUGCUUGACAGACAUACCAUUUAGAUUUAACGCACGUUACAUUUCGCCUGUUAACGCGUACAGUGCUAACUUGUGUUCCCUUAAAGGGGCCUUUUCACAGAUUUUGGCAUUUUUUUUAAAUUAUUCAUUAAAUGCUUUAUAUUGAUAAAUGUAAACAUUGGAUCGUAAAAGCUCCAGUAAAAAAUCAAGAAAAAAAUUAAAAAAAGGAAAAGAACAUUGCCCGGAGCAGGUUUCGAACCAGUGACCCCUGGAGUCCUGCCAGAGACCUGAAGUAAAAACGCUCUAGCCUACUGAGCUAUUCCGCCGAGUACACAUUCUUGCCGUAUUUUAUACCUUAUAUAAGCAAUCUUCGUAGUUUCACAAAAUUUAACGACAAAAACAGAACUCUCCAAAUUAUUCAAUCGUUUCGCGUUGCAACGCUUUAUAAUUUUUAGGUUUUAAAAUCGUCAAAAGAUGCAUAUAAUGGCUAUAUUAGAGCAUGGUUAAUGAUCAGUAUUACUGUUUCCUCACAAAUAUCAUAACUAAAACGAAAAAUUACGAAUCUGAAACAACUUUUUUCAAUUUUGUCAAUUUACCAAAGCGUGAAAAGAUCCCUUUAAUUGAACCAAUCGCGGGUAAUUAUGAUAAAGUAAGCAACAAUUUUAAAUACAUCAGCGCUGUGUCAGAACACAGCUGCACGUACCGCAGUUGUAAUUUGUUAAAACUCGUGAAUAGCUUUUGCUGUAUCAUGGCGUUUCGGCUCGAUCAAAAACACUUUAUUGAAAACUUCACAUUUCACUAUGUAAUAGGUUUCUUUACCAUCCAACCCAAACAAGUAAAACACGUCAUUUGCGGCUUUUUUUUGGUUUGUCGUAAAUGGGCAUACGAUCAUAUCCGAAUGGUGUAGCUCCAGAUAUGCCUCGGAAUCCGUAAGCUCAGAUGAGAAAUUAUAACGUCCGCUUAUGAGACCACCAAGCCUUGCUUUUUGUGUAGCGGACAAGAAAGCUCCUGACCAGACACCGCGGAAGUGCAGGCUGGUCUGGAACUACGCUAGCCAAGUAUGAAAUAAGACCGACUUUCGCAUACCCGGCUCAUUUUUCAUUAUUGGGCAGCUUACCUAAAGUGGUUCGCAUUCAAGUUUGACUUUGAUCAAUAAUUUACCUGCAUAAAAACGUUGACAAUUUAAAAAGGAAAAACACUCAAGUCUUUAUUCUAAUUCAAUGUACAAGGGUCGUCUUCGCAUUUACAGCUAGUCAUUUUACAUGAGAUGUCAGUAUGACAUGUAAUAUCACGGAAACCCAUCAGAUUUAAUAAUUCUAACCUUCCGGCUUUUAAUAAAAUAAAAUAUUUGACAUUCCGAUUUCUGAUCAUUUCGCAAACACAUUUUAAAAUGCUUACGCGGACGAUGAAAUUUGCACAAUGUCACGUAGAACAAUAACUUCAUACGACGCUUGCCAUUUGAAUUGAAGAGCAAAUACACGCGGAAACAUUCAGAAAUUAAACAUGAAGUACAUUACUAUUCUUACUUCGAAGAGGUCUCAAUUUCUGGUAAAAAGCAUAUUGUCCACUUGAUAACUCAACAAUUAAUAUCGAGUUUAUCCACACAUCGACGCAAGAAUAUUGUGUAAGCGACUAUUAUUUAAGCUUAUAGCGAGACAACCGAAAGCAGAAACAAGCGAUAUCUAAAAUCGUUAUCCGUAAAAAAUCAAAGUAAAUGUGUGUUUUUUUAACGAAUUGGUUCGAUUUUGCUUUUAUUCUCAUAUAUUUAUUAACGUCUGUAACACUAUUAAGUUUUGCGCAAUCGAUUAAACUUUUGUCAUAUGAUCAAUUUUAGAUUUGUUUUUACAUUGACUCUGUAUUCUACAGUCUUUCUGUAUUUGUUUUAUUACCAUUUAUUUCCGUAUUUUCUUGUGAUGUAUAUAUUGGAAGGUAUUAUCUGGAGAAUACAAGGUUUUAUUGUAAAACAGAAAAUAUUAACCCAAGAUGAAUGAACAUUUCAUAACAGAUUGCAUCCAUCCUUCGGUAAUUGUUACCGUGCAGAAAAUCUCAAAAAACGAUCUCGUCAUCUCGUUUGUCUCUGAUUUUAUUGUAUAUUUCUAGUCAGAAUUCAUUUUGCUUUUUUUGCACACGUAUUUUUCACAACUAUUUUUUAAGCUUUUAUUAACCUCUGCACAAAUAUCAGAAAAAUCAUGUGAUAAUCGAUACUUGUAUAAUUUAGCAUUAAAGAAACGUUAUUGUUUCGAACGACUGAGUGAGAUUUUAUCACAAAUAUUUAUCCCGUAGAAAAGUGUUCACGAAGUAUUUGCACAUUUUCUACUGAAAUGCAUGUAUGCACUUAUUAACAAUUGUAAAAAAAUAAGGUUGCAUAAGAUAUUGGUCAUAUAUUCAAAGUCACUAUGUUAUUGCUAUUACUUUUUUAAUCAUGUAGGCCAUUUCAACAAUUGUAAAAAAAACUUUGUUAAUAGUGACACAUUAAAGUUUAAACUUACUGCAUACUAAAACUGACACUCCUACCAUCAUAAAAGUGAAAUUUAACCCAUUCAUGCCCAGUGGACUCUCCCAUCCUUCUAAAUUGGAUCAAUUUAUUUCCAAAAUUAGGGAUGUCUAGUAUACUUAUUUCUAUAUUUAGAAUAUUUAUUACUGAAAUUCCUUUAAGCAAACAGCGCAGACCCAGAUGAUACGCCGCAUUAUGCGGCGUCUCAUCUGGGUCUACGCUGUUUGCAAUGUCCUUUUUUCAGGACGCUAGGCAUGAAUGGGUUAAUUUAAAAUGUUGUUUGUAACAAUAUCUUUUGUAUUAAAACAUACUGAUUUAACGUAUAACCAUGUUGACAAUGUCAUUGACUGCUAAAAAUGUGCUUAAACAGAUAUUAAAAUAUACAAUGUA